This is a messenger RNA of Momordica charantia (bitter melon), 490 nucleotides long. The record is from RefSeq and is a predicted model, not a curated record. Lineage: Eukaryota; Viridiplantae; Streptophyta; Magnoliopsida; Cucurbitales; Cucurbitaceae.
CCUCUCCUCACCCACUCUCAUCAACCGAAAACUUUCAAUUCAAUCUCCAAUUUGGCAAUUUUCUCUGGGGUUUCUUGAAUCUUCUUCGCCAUGGAUCUCCUCCUCUUGGAGCCGGAAUCAUCUUGGCGCUGCCGAUCCUCGCCAUUACGAUCGGGCGAUUGGUUCAGAAUUUUGAGCUGCUGCCUCCUCCUGGGCAGGCGAAGCUGGACACCUCGGAGAAAGGCGGGCAAUUUAGCUUGCACAUUUUGAAGCACUCCACCAUUGUUGCCAAGCCGAGGGCAUUCUAGAACUCCAUCUGAAAUGCUCUGCUUUCUUGGUUGUCAUAUAGAGUGAGAGUGAGUACACGAUUGUGGAAGAAAGAUUUUGAAUGUUUGGCUGAAAAUGGUGAUGAUAAUGUGAUUGCGGUCGUCAAGUGAUAUAUGUAAAACUUUUAAAUGCUUAAUUUUUACUUCUCUGUCAAAUAAACUUACAUUGCUUAUAAUCUUCUACA